Staurois parvus is the source of this 603-nucleotide messenger RNA. NCBI's taxonomy places the organism in Eukaryota, Metazoa, Chordata, Amphibia, Anura, Ranidae. The record is from the annotation of a GenBank genome assembly.
AGAUUUCGAUGCUUGAGAUCUACAAUGAAAACAUAUGUGAUCUCCUCUCACAAAAUGGCAACAAACAACUGGAGAUCAGAUCACAGGGGAAAGCAGUUACUGUCCCAGGACUGACAGAAAUUGAAGUCUUGACAGAAGCGGACAUUAAAAACACAAUUCUAUUUGGUGAGAAGAACAGGACAGUGGCAUCAACCAAAAUGAAUACAGAAAGCUCCCGCUCUCAUUUGAUGGUCAUCUUGAGACUGAAUGGUAUGGAUAGCAUCUCAGGGGCUGUCUCCAGCUCUACACUUACACUGUGCGACCUCGCAGGAUCAGAACGCAUAUCAAAAACUGAAGCUACUGGUCAGCGCUUGGUGGAAGCUGCUGCAAUUAAUAAGUCUCUCACAGCAUUGGGACAGGUCUUUACAGCAUUAAAGACAAACUCCAUGCAUGUUCCCUAUAGAAACUCCAAACUCACCCAUCUCCUGCAACCAUCUCUUAGUGGCCACGCCAAGGCUUGUGUUUUUUGUUAACAUUAGUCCUGAUGUAAAAGAUAUUGGAGAAACAAUUAGCUCUCUUCAGUUUGGCUCAUCCAUUCAGCAGAUAGCACUUGGCAAGCCUACC